GUUGGUGACGUCGUCCAAACGUCCGAUGAGCCGGGAGAGAGACGCCAUUUUUAUUCAUUCCCAGAGAGAUCAGCAGGAGCUAAACUGAUACGAAUUGAUCGCCGUCGGCGCUCGUUCUACAUUCUCCUCAGAUCUGAUUCCGAACCCUAGAUUUUUCUGCGCCGGUAGAGAUCGAUAUUCGCCAGUUUCGGGUUUUGAUCUGUGUGCCAAAGCAGCCAUGGCGCAUCGAGGAUCAAAAUUACUGAUCUUGUUAUUAGGUUUGGCGUACUCGCUUAUAGUAAUUGCAUCUAAGAGUUAUUACGACAUUCUGCAAGUCCCUAAAGGUGCUUCCGAGGAUCAGAUCAAACGCGCGUAUCGCAAGUUGGCUCUGAAGUAUCAUCCCGACAAGAACCAAGGAAAUGAGGAGGCAAAUAAGAAAUUUGCGGAAAUAAACAAUGCUUAUGAAGUCUUGUCAGACAGUGAAAAGAAGAAUAUUUACGAUAGGUAUGGAGAGGAGGGCCUUAAACAGCAUGCUGCAAGUGGUGGAGGCAGAGGUGCCGGGAUGAACAUCCAAGACAUAUUUAGCUCUUUUUUUGGAGGAGGCGGUGCAGAGGAGGAAGAGAAAGUUGUUAAAGGUGAUGAUGUAAUUAUUGAGUUGGAUGCAUCACUCGAAGAUUUAUACAUGGGUGGCACAUUGAAGGUUUGGAGGGAGAAGAAUGUUCUAAAGCCAGCUCCUGGAAAGAGACGGUGUAACUGCCGCAAUGAGGUUUAUCACAGGCAAAUUGGCCCAGGGAUGUUCCAGCAGAUGACUGAGCAGGUCUGUGAUCAAUGCCCCAAUGUGAAGUUUGAAAGGGAAGGCUAUUAUGUUACUGUGGAUAUAGAAAAGGGAAUGCAAGAUGGGCAAGAAGUGGUCUUUUAUGAAGACGGCGAACCUAAAAUAGAUGGUGAAGCUGGAGACCUUAAGUUUCGCAUUCGAACAGCUCCUCAUGAUAAAUUCAAGAGACAAGGCGACGACCUUCACACUACUGUCACUAUCACUCUGGUUCAAGCUCUUGUCGGGUUUGAAAAGACGAUUAAACACCUUGAUGAUCAUCUUGUGGACAUUAGCUCAAAGGGGAUCACCAAGCCAAAAGAGGUCAAAAAGUACAAGGGAGAAGGCAUGCCACUUCAUUUUAGCAACAAGAAGGGUGAUCUGUAUGUCACUUUUGAGGUUCUCUUCCCCAAAUCAUUGACGCCGGACCAGAAGACUAAAAUUAAGGACAUUCUCGGUUAGGAGCAUGCCCACAUCAAUUCCUUUUUCUCCCCUUUCAUUUUUGUGUUUGUCGAAAGCCCCGCCUAAACGAAUCUCCUCCACCGUGGAAGAAAAAAAGCUGCAGCAUAAUUUGGUCCGAAUUCCAUUUCUACUAGUCAGAAGUCCAUCAAUUUUCAUGGCUCUCGUCAUUAUAUACAUUGUUUUACACUUUUUUGUUAGAACAAAUAUUAACUUGCCAGGAUAGAGACGGGUUUCUUGCCCGUGUAAGUGUUGCGACGUGAGGGUCCUUUGAUGCCUGCUACUACAUCUUGUACCAAAAGCAUAAUUGUUAUUUGUUCAUUAAUGUAGAAGAAUUGCUGGAGUUUGUAUAUUUCCAAUCCAUAAAAAAUAAUUAUACGG
This is a messenger RNA of Cuscuta campestris, 1630 nucleotides long. The record is from the annotation of a GenBank genome assembly. Lineage: Eukaryota; Viridiplantae; Streptophyta; Magnoliopsida; Solanales; Convolvulaceae.